UCUGCUAGAGAGAGAGAGAGAGAGAGAGAGAGAGAGACAUGGUGGCGUGUCUGCACUUUCUCUCUCCUUUACCCCUCCGAAACCCUAAUUGCACCUCCCCAAGUCCCUCCGCCCUCGUCGUCGUCGGAACCACCGCCGGCCUCGCCCCCCUCCGCCUCUCCAGGCCAGUCGGCCCGUCCAUUUCGAUACCCGCGCGCCCCAACCCCGCGCAUUUCGCCGCCGGAGCUCGGACCCGCCGCCUCAAUUGCAAGGAGGCGCUCAAGGGCUCAGGCGAAGAGACCGAGCCGCCGCCGACGGCGCUCGACGCUUCCGGCGGGGACGGCGGAGGGGGCGGCGGCGGGGAUGACGGGGAAGUGGAGAAGCAGGGUGGGAUUCUUCCGGAUUGGUUGAAUGUCACGUCCGAUGAUGCGAAGACGGUCUUCGCGGCUCUCGCGAUCUCGCUGGCGUUCAGGUCGGUCGUGGCGGAGCCUAGGUACAUCCCCUCGCUGUCCAUGUAUCCUACUUUCGAUGUUGGUGAUCGGAUUGUUGCGGAGAAGGUUUCAUACUACUUUAGAAAGCCAUGUGCCAAUGACAUAGUGAUUUUCAAAAGUCCUCCGGUUCUUCAGGAAGUAGGAUAUACUGAUGAUGAUGUUUUCAUCAAAAGAGUGGUUGCAAAGGCAGGUGAUGUUGUCGAGGUUCGUGCGGGAAAACUUUUUGUUAAUGGAGUUGAGAGAAACGAGGGUUUCAUUCUUGAACCACCUUCAUACAACAUGACACCUAUUCGUGUACCAGAGAACUCAGUGUUUGUGAUGGGAGAUAAUCGUAACAACAGUUAUGAUUCGCAUGUAUGGGGGCCACUUCCGGCAAAGAAUAUAAUAGGAAGAUCAAUAUUUCGCUACUGGCCACCCAAUAGAAUUGGUGGAACAGUUCUUGAAACAGGCUGUGCUGUAGACAAGCAACAGACCAUUUCACCAUCUGAACAGUAAGGUUCAGCCUGAGGCUUCCACUCAACGAGGAAAGAGUGGCAUUUUUUCAGUAUAUGAUUCUAUAGGGUGAAGUAACUCUCAUUGCUUUUCUUGUCCAUGCCUCUUGUAUUUAUUUAUUGGUAGGGCUUAAACUGAUGAAAAUUGAUGUUACAAUGAGAAAUGGAAGCGUUAGAUCA
Syzygium oleosum is the source of this 1141-nucleotide messenger RNA. Its product is annotated as chloroplast processing peptidase-like. The transcript is spliced from 5 exons. Gene Ontology annotation, cellular component: chloroplast thylakoid membrane. NCBI's taxonomy places the organism in Eukaryota, Viridiplantae, Streptophyta, Magnoliopsida, Myrtales, Myrtaceae. Gene Ontology annotation, biological process: thylakoid membrane organization. Gene Ontology annotation, molecular function: serine-type endopeptidase activity. The coding region runs from base 39 to 965 and encodes 308 amino acids. The record is from RefSeq and is a predicted model, not a curated record.